Messenger RNA from Lathyrus oleraceus (garden pea), 1790 nucleotides. RefSeq names its product autophagy-related protein 18c. Lineage: Eukaryota; Viridiplantae; Streptophyta; Magnoliopsida; Fabales; Fabaceae. The coding region runs from base 347 to 1549 and encodes 400 amino acids. The transcript is spliced from 6 exons. Gene Ontology annotation, molecular function: protein binding. The record is from RefSeq and is a predicted model, not a curated record.
AUUUACAUUUCCAGGUAAAUCAAAGUGUAAAUUCAUAAAUUUCUCUGUAAAAUAAUAAACAAAAGCGAAGAUUAAAAUCACGAAAUCCAGGUAACGAAACGGCGAAAACUAAUCUUUGAUAGAGAAACAAAGAAUUAGGGAUUUGGGAAUUACGAACAGACUCUUCACGUUCAGCAUUCCGAUCCCGAAUUCUUCGUACAUGGGUUUAUGUUGAUAUCGUGAAGUGAAAAAUCGUUGCUGGAAAGAGUGAAGUGUUGCUGUUUUUGAUUGGAGUUUCUCUGAGUGAUUUCUACCCGUGAAAACAAAUCACCUUGUGACACUUCACUGUUGUUAUCGAGUGCAGAAAAUGAUGGCAGAUACCCCUUCAUCUCCAAUGAAUACGCCUUGCGAACACCCCAAUAGUGGGGCCUCCCCUUCUCUUUCAUGGCCCGAUGCAGACAUCAACGACAGUGAUGAAUCUGAUUUGUUCUCAAUUUCAUGGAAUCAGGACUACGGUUGCUUUGCUGCUGGAACAAGUCACGGUUUUCGCAUCUAUAACUGUGAACCUUUCAAAGAAACUUUCCGACGUGAUUUAAGAACUGGUGGAUUCAAAAUUGUAGAGAUGCUGUUCCGUAGCAACAUCCUAGCGCUUGUUGGUGCUGUAGCUAAUUCCCAUUACCCACCCAAUAAAGUUUUGAUUUGGGAUGAUCAUCAGAGCAGGUGCAUUGGUGAAUUCACAUUUAGAUCUGAAGUUCGUGGAGUGAAAUUAAGACGUGAUCGAAUUGUAGUUGUUCUCGAGCACAAAAUAUAUGUUUAUCACUUAAUGGAUUUGAAGCUUCUUCAUCAAAUCGAGACAGUGGCAAAUCCUAAAGGGCUGUGCUGUCUUUCAUACCAUUCUAAUACAUUUGUUUUGGCUUGUCCUGGUCGUUGCAAAGGACAGGUUCGAGUUGAACACUUUGGACUGAAUGUGACAAAAUCAAUCAAUGCUCAUGAUUCCCAAAUUGCAUGCUUGACUCUGACAAUGGACGGGCUCCUUCUUGCGACUGCUAGUGUGAAGGGCACUUUGAUUAGAAUCUUCAAUACAAUGGACGGGUCUUCUUUACAAGAAGUAAGAAGAGGGGUGGAUAGGGCUGAAAUCAACAGUAUAUCUCUGUCUCCAAAUGUCCAAUGGUUGGCAGCAUCAAGUGACAAAGGCACUGUUCAUAUAUUCAACUUGAGAGUGAGAGUGUUUGGGGAGGAUAGUGUAAUACACCCAAAUUAUGUUCAAGGGCCUGCACUGCUUCAUCAGAAUUCUUCAACUGCUUUAGAUCCCUUGAUUUCUCCAAAUACCGGUGCCAACCCCAAUUCAUCAUUAUCUUUCAUGAGAGGGGUCUUACCAAAAUAUUUUAGCUCAGAAUGGUCAUUUGCACAGUUCCACUUACCUGAAAACACCAAAUUCAUUGUGGCAUUUGGAUCUCAGAACACUGUCCUAAUUGCUGGCAUGGAUGGAAGUUUUUACAGAUGCAGCUUUGAUCAAGUAAAUGGGGGAGAGAUGUUGCAGAAGGAAUAUAUUCGUUUCCUAAAAUGUUAAAUCGGACCCAGUUGAAGUAUUAAAGGCACUAAACUCUUGGCUUUGUACGUGUAAAUAUGAUACAUGGCUGUAUAUGCCCCUAUCUCAAUUGGAAGAUCUUGAGAUACAUGGUUGUACAUUUCGAUUGUAAAUAUCUUGUAAAAAAGCACGAAAUUGAAAAGGAGAUAAUAGCCAUUGCUGACCAAAUAAUUGUCUGAGAUAUAUUGAUAGCAAUUGCUAAUCAAAUAAUGUUCUUGCUGAA